This is a messenger RNA of Echinostoma caproni, 549 nucleotides long. NCBI's taxonomy places the organism in Eukaryota, Metazoa, Platyhelminthes, Trematoda, Plagiorchiida, Echinostomatidae. The record is from the annotation of a GenBank genome assembly.
AUGAAACGUUCUGAAUCAUUUCGUGCUCGUUCUGUUCCAAGGUUCCCCAUCACAGAGGGUAUCGCAGGCUAUGUGGCUCGUACCGGUGUGGGGGUUCGAAUCGACGAUGCCUACACAGAUUCUCGAUUCUAUCGCACAGCGGAUGAGAUGAAUAAUCACGUGACCAAAACUGUACUCGCCAUGCCUUUAUUCGAGGAGGACGAAGUGAUUGGUGUUCUGGAAAUGAUCAACAAAGUCACCGGGACAUUUGACAAAGAGGACGAAGAUCUGCUACAGUUAUACUCUACUUACUGCGGUCUGGCAAUCCAUGUGGCGCGGAUGUAUGAUCGAAUUUAUCGAUCGGAUAAGAAAUAUCGUGUGGCGAUGGAGGUGUUAACGUUUCACAGUAUUGUUUCCGAAUCCGAUGUGGAACAAGCGAUGAUAUGUGAAACACCACAGCAAAUUCCCGGCAUUACAGCAUAUGACUUUUCUCCAUGGGAUGUGGAAGAACAAAAUGAGAUUGCAACAGUUUGCUACAUGGUGUAUGAUUUGGCCGGAAAUCUGCCGUGA